Molecule: messenger RNA, 1683 nt
Organism: Medicago truncatula (barrel medic)
Lineage: Eukaryota; Viridiplantae; Streptophyta; Magnoliopsida; Fabales; Fabaceae
Product: protein CHUP1, chloroplastic
Exons: 1
Coding region: 251-1486 (411 amino acids)
Biological process (GO): protein localization to cortical microtubule cytoskeleton
Cellular component (GO): cortical microtubule
Source: RefSeq, a predicted model, not a curated record
UAAUACAGAAAGGAAUCAGAUUCCUUAGAACAUGAGGAUGGUAGCGUGGAAAGACUUUUAGAGUAGUCAAAAAGUCACAUAUCAAUGUUCCUCUAAAGAAAGGAAAACUUUGUAUACAAACUUUUUCAAUGCAACAUCUUUAAACCUUUUAUAGCAUAAGAAACAAACACCUUGUUCAAUUUUAACUUGAAUUCUGAUCAUAAACACAAAAAUCUAACCAAAUAGCUGAAAUUUCUCAUAUUCUUUUUAGAUGGAAAACUCAACACUUAAAGCAGAAAAUCUAAAGCCUAUUAUCCUCAAAGCUGGUGUUCCUAUAGCUGUUUCUUUUGCUGGUUUGAUCUAUGCAUGGAUCAUAACAAAGAAAAGCUUAUCAAAAGUCUCUUCCUUUUCAGAAAGUGACUCUCAUACCCCUGAAAUAAAUUCUCAUGAUGUAACUCAACAUGAAGAAAGUUUUGAUAACUUUUCUUCUAUGGAAGAUGAAGGAAAAGAAGAAUAUACUAACUCUAUAGAUAGUAGUGUUGUUUCUGGGAGCUUUGGUUUGGAACAAGAGAUUACUUGCUUAAGAAGCAAGAUUGAAGGUAUGCAAAUGAGAGAAUUAGCCUUAACUUUACAGUUUGACAAAUAUUGUGAAAUGAAAGAAAAAGAAUCUAUGCUUAGAGAAAUGAAAAACAUGUUAUCACUCGAAACAUCUCGCGUCGAGUUCUUCGAUAGAGAGAUUUCAUUCAUAGAAAAAGAAACUAUGAGGUUAGAGAAUUUUGUAAUCCAAUACCUUAAGAUUAUUGAAAAGCUUGAAUAUUGGAAAUCAGAGAAUAGGUUGCUUCAUAAGAAAGUUCAGAAGCUACUUAAGAAAUCAAAGGCUCAAUCUCAUUUGAUUAAGGAGCAAACUUUGAUGAUCAAAGAAGGAGAAGAAGAAAUCUUGAGAAACUAUGAUGAAUUGAAAAAAAGGGCUAGUAUGAUUCAUAAGUUAGAAGAUGAAAUUAGAGAGAUGAAAAGGAUUUUGGAUGAUUUUCAAGAUGAGAAGAAUGAACUUGUGAAGAAGCUUGAGACAUCAGAAGAAUAUGGAUGUAAAGAAGAGUUACAUAAAAAACCUUUGAAAUAUUAUUUGCAGAUUGAAUCAAAGGAUGUUAUGGAGGAAGAUUACAACAAGGUUCUGAAUGAAUUGGAGCAAGUUAAGAAGGAACAUGAAAAUGAAAUUGAAGAACUUAUUUACUUGAGGAAGAUUAAUGUUUGUUUAAGGCAAGAGUUAAUGAAACAUGAAUUGCAUUGUUCCUUUUUGGAUCAUCAAAAUGUGUCUUGCAUUGGUUCUUCUACUUUUCAUGGUGACCCUUCUAGUUCCAAAAAGGGAAAGUUGAUUAAAAAGCUGAAAAAUUGGGUGGAUGGCAGUGAAAAGGUUAGAGUGAAACCAGAAGGUAAAAGCAGUAAUGAAAUUAAGUGCUUUGGUAUGAAUUCUGCUCCAGCUACUCCAAGGUUUUGCUCUAGUGCUUAGUCAAAAUGUCAUAUCAUCUAUUCCUUAGUAAAAAGUCAAAACAUAAUCAUGAGAACAAGUCAUUAUCUCUAUGUAGUUAUUGAUGAUACUAUCUAUAUUAUAAAUGUAAGAGAAUUUGAUGGUGAUGUAUAAGGAAUGAUAUAUAAUGUAUUGUGGCAAAUAAAUGAUUAUCAGAUUAUGUCAUCUAAUUUUAAAUU